AUGUCUUACACCAACGAGGGAGAAAGCAGCAGCUACCCCAUGUUUGAUGUCAGCAGCAGCAGCAGCUCCAGAGUUGAGGAUUCCUCCCGGUCACAAGUGAUAGGACUGAAUGGGCACACUAAGUCCUCUUGGAGCAUUAAGAUGAGAAGAGACGCUGGUGACAACACGCAGUAUUCUUCAGUUUCACUGGAACCAGACCCUGUGGUGAAUAAUGGAUCAGGUAUUCCCUGUAACUUUCAGGCAGACACAAAGGACCCAGCAUGUCAGAUCAACAGCCAGCCUUCCUCGGGAAGUGAGGUCUGCAGGUACUCCUCUCCCAAGCGCUUCCACCGCCCUUACCAGACCAAGACCAGCAUGCAGGGGGAUGUAUACAACUUCCUGGAGCGGCCCAGCGGACAGAAGUGUUUCCUUUACCAUUUCACUGUGUUCCUUAUGGUGCUCGUCUGCCUAAUCUUCAGUGUGCUGUCUACCAUAGAACAGUAUGCAGAGUUUGCAAGCGGGACCCUCUUUUGGAUGGUAAAAAUUGUUCUGGUGGUGUUUUUUGGUUCAGAAUACGUGGUCCGCCUCUGGUCAGCAGGAUGUAGAAGUAAAUAUGUUGGCUUCAAAGGAAGACUACGAUUCGCAAGAAAACCUAUUUCAAUCAUUGAUUUGAUUGUUGUCAUAGCGUCAGUCAUCGUACUGAGUGUUGGAUCCAACGGCCAGGUGUUUGCCACUUCUGCUAUCAGGGGAAUUCGGUUCCUCCAGAUCCUUCGAAUGCUUCAUGUUGAUCGACAGGGCGGCACGUGGAGACUCUUGGGUUCUGUGGUUUUCAUUCAUCGCCAGGAACUUAUUACAACUUUGUACAUUGGUUUCUUGGGGCUCAUAUUCUCUUCAUACUUUGUGUAUCUGGCUGAGAAGGAUGCAGUAGAUGAGGAAGGGAAGACGGGAUUUGCCAGCUACGCAGAUGCCUUAUGGUGGGGCGUGGUUACUGUUACUACAAUAGGAUACGGAGACAAAGUUCCUCAGACGUGGAUUGGAAAGUUGAUAGCAUCCUUUUUCUCCGUGUUUGCCAUCUCUUUCUUUGCUCUUCCUGCGGGUAUUCUGGGAUCAGGCUUUGCUCUGAAAGUUCAACAGAAGCAACGGCAAAAGCAUUUCAACCGACAGAUUCCCGCUGCAGCUUCUCUGAUUCAGACUCUCUGGCGUUGCUAUGCAGCAGAGAAAGCCAGUGGCUGCUCAGCGACAUGGAAGAUAUACGUGAUGCCCUCUGAUUACAUUUCUAAUAGGGCACCAGACAGCCCAAGCCUCAGGAAACUGGUAAUCUUUAGUAAAAAAUACAAACGGAAACUGAAGAUUGGUCCUGAUAAUGAUUCCACAGGUACAAUGAACCCUGCAGAAAACGCCCUCUCUGUUCCUCAAAUCACAUAUGACCACAUUGAAGAGAAAGAGGACAAGAAAGAGAUUGCCUUUUAUAUUGAAGAAUCGUCAGGCCUUACAAGGAUGAUUAAACAAACAGUGAAGAAAGGCUCUCCUCCUGAGAUCUCCCGGACUAACAGCUUCAUGGACGACAUGGACUUCAUAGGGGAAGACUCUCCACUGCCGGUUGUGACAAAUGCCUCACAUCUGUUGACAAGUCCUUUCAUGGCAAAGCCCCUGGAUUCGUACUCCACACAGCAGUUGAAUUCAGCAAGACUGACUGAGGCACACAAAGCGGCUGUCAAAGUCAUAAGAAGAAUGCAGUACUUUGUAGCCAGACGGAAAUUUCAGCAAGCAAGGAAGCCUUAUGAUGUCCGAGAUGUCAUUGAACAAUAUUCUCAGGGACAUCUCAACAUGAUGGUACGGAUCAAAGAAUUGCAGAGAAGACUGGACCACUCUUUGGGAAAACCGGGGAUAUUUCUCUCAGAAAAGGGUCUAGACAAAGGAUACUAUACGGUAGGAGCCAGACUGAUUCGCCUGGAGGAUAAGGUCUCCCAGGUGGACCAGAAAGUGGAGGACAUCUUGAAUAUUCUCACAGAGCAAUUCGGAUCCCAUCAGGAGCAGCAGCAGAAGCCGGUGUUGCUCAGCACUAAAGCUGCAGCCAUGAAGCACCUGGGAUGCAGCUUCGACGAGGGAGAGGGACGCUGAUGUGAAGAACUCUCUUCAUGCUUCAGCAGCAAACUGCAAUCGUGACGCUUCCACUGAUCAUGCGGGAUCUCACUGUCCACUUGGAACACGAUAUUUGUAUGGCAUCAGCCUUGGUACCUCCCUUCAGAAAUACUGGUCAUCUUCCUAUUAGCCGAAUAAGAAAUACCCUAAAUCUGUUUAGCCCACCAGUAUGUAAAGCUGACAGUUUCCUUUCAACAGCACCUGUCACGUUUUAUUUUAAGGGUUGUUUUUUUGUUUAUUAACUGUUAACAAAUAUUGUUAAUUUUUAGCUAAGGGUUAAGGUUAGGGUUAGGGUUAAUAAAAACCUGAUUUAAUUUGCUAAACAUUACUACAGUAACAAUUUGAACCGAUUUCAAUAGAGCUCUGGUGUUUGAUUGAUCAUCCAUAGUGCUGUGGUGUUUGAUUGAUCAUCCAUAGUGUUGUGGUGUUUGCAGUUUUAGCUGGCCUAUUAUCUAUUAUUAACUAACAGUUAACCUGUUUAUUAGCUGUUUAACAGUUAAUAAACAAAAAUAAACGGUCCUUAAAAUAAAGCGUGACCAGCUUCUGGUUUUAUUCAUUGCCAUUUUACUGACAGAGAACACAGAGAAGACACUGGACAGAUUCACAAAGCUGUUCUCCAGUGUAAAAAGUUUCUUUUUUAGGUUUUAGCGUGUUAGUCACAUUUUCGGUUGUGCUUCCAGGCUUAAUGUUGAUGCCAUUUUGAUCACAAAUAUGAGCACAAAUAUAGCAACAGCCAAUGUUGUUUAAAGUGAAAAAAGACAAUUUAAGACAUAGAUUCCUCCCUCCUUGGAACAAGUUGCCACUGUGAGCUAAUUUGAGUACAAACACAGUCUUAAAAUUGAGACAUGUGACUCAUUUUCCAAAAAAAGUGCUUAUUAUAAGUCAUCACUAUUUUAAACAUUAGGAAAAAUAAGUACCAGCUAUUUUUAAAACUGAAAGAGGUCAAACAGAUUGAAAGGUAUCAAGAACAAAAACCUUUAGGCACCAAUUAUUUUUUUCUAAAAUUAUGUUUAUUAAUCCUAUCAGUUAGAAAUAAUAUCUAAAUUGUUACUGCUAGCUAGAAAAUAACGAUUUUUAAUCUUUGCCAGUUUGCCAGGAACUUUGCCAUUCGUUCCAUUUUACUUCGUACCCGCUGGCACAGAAACCUAGAACUGAGUUCAUCUGCAGUCUGACACAUAAUUAGGGUCAAUUCCAGACCAAUUCCAGAUUUUGGCAUUCUGAAAGUAUCUCUAACAAAUUGAAUACAAAAAAAUAAAAAAUAAAAUUGUACACUUGUAUAUACUUAAGGCUGCAGUGUCCCAAAAUCAUGUUACAUUUGGCAGAUUACUUCCCCGAGUAUAGCAUAGCAAAGUGUAAUAAAGCAUAGUGAAAGCAUCGUAAAGCAUAGACAAGGAUUGUAAUUCCCAGAGAAGAAUGGUAAACAUGGCAAAUUAUGGGAAACUAUGGUAAAUGCAUAUGGGAAAACUGCAAAUAUGCUAUUGUAAACUAUUUAUAAGCUCUGGAAAAAACAACAUUUAUUAAAA
Molecule: messenger RNA, 3644 nt
Organism: Acipenser ruthenus (sterlet)
Lineage: Eukaryota; Metazoa; Chordata; Actinopteri; Acipenseriformes; Acipenseridae
Gene: kcnq1.2
Product: potassium voltage-gated channel, KQT-like subfamily, member 1.2
Exons: 18
Coding region: 1-2100 (699 amino acids)
Biological process (GO): transmembrane transport; potassium ion transport
Cellular component (GO): voltage-gated potassium channel complex; membrane
Molecular function (GO): voltage-gated potassium channel activity
Source: RefSeq, a predicted model, not a curated record